AUGCAUGAUCUCUUGUCAAAUGAGUCUCAAGAUGACUGCUUAACAAUUUAUCCUCAUACAGUAAAUGCUACUGAAAAUACUCGACAUCUGUUAUUUUUGGAUGAUAAUCCAUUAGGAGCUCCACAAUCAUUUUCGAAGAAUUUAAAAGUUGUGCGGACAUUAGUAAUCCUACCUUCUUCAGGAAGAAAUAGGAUAAUUGAGGAACAUUUUGUAAAUGCUUCUAUCUUGAAUUUCGAGUUCCUUCGGCUACUUGAUCUCUCCUCUUCAUCUUUGGAUGUAUUGCCCAAUUCCGUUGGCACCUGGAAGCAUUUAAGAUAUCUUGACUUAUCCAGCUGUCGAAGAAUGAGGAAACUUCCUACUUCUAUCCGUAAACUUCAGAGCUUGCUGACUUUACGGUUAGCUGGCGUUCCACUGAUUGAAGUACCUGAAUGUUUGCAAAGCUUGAUUAAGUCUCAGAUUUCUAGAGAUAGCCACAGAUUCUGUGUUUUUAAGGGAUAUUCAACCAGGAUGUUAGAGUUCGCUUCAGUUGUUGCUCUUGUUCGACUGUGA
Molecule: messenger RNA, 549 nt
Organism: Durio zibethinus
Lineage: Eukaryota; Viridiplantae; Streptophyta; Magnoliopsida; Malvales; Malvaceae
Source: RefSeq, a predicted model, not a curated record